GCUGUGGGACUGCAGCGCUCACUCAGUGUGUGGGGGGCAGCAGCGAGCAGUAGCCAGGCGGCGACAUGAGCUUCGGGACAGCGGACGGCGACGAGGCCGGCUCGGCGGCUGCGGCCGCGCCCAGCAGGGAGCGGGAACUGCAGGUGCAGCUGCACCGCCAGCUGAGCCUGCAGCCGGCUGAGCGCAGGCGCAGCGCCGGCGACAGCGAUCGCGCCGACGUUCACGUGUGCGUGGCGCCGGCCGGAGACUGCCCGGGCGCAGAGGCGUGCCGGCGCACGGCGGCGGGCCAGCUGGUGGAGGCGGUGCUGCCGCAGCGCGCACAGCGGCUCGGCCGCGUCGCCGUCGAGCGCUGCCGCGGCGUGCACCUGGGACACGUCACCUACGUGCUGGGGCCCGUCAACUUCACCAGGGUCCUGCAGAAGAACACCAUCUCCCAGCAGAUCAUCGUCACGUCCGACGACGCUCCAGGUGGGCAGGAGGGCGAGCCGGAGGUGCAGGUGGUUCGCCGCCUGGAGUGGUUGGCGCAGCCGCCCCUGCACACCCUGACUCCACUGCAGAGGCCGGUGAGCACCGUAAUCAUCAGCCACACGGCGACGGACAGUUCGACGUCGAUGGGCAAGAACACGAUGAUCGUGCGACGGCUUCAGACGUUCCACAUCGAGGGCCGCAUGUGGCCGGACAUCGGCUACAACUUCAUGGUGGGCAUGGACGGGCAGGUGUACGAGGGCCGCGGCUGGGCGUCGGCGCCCGAGGCGGUGGGCAGCGGGAUGGCGCAGGGCUGCCUCAGCGUCGCCUUCGUGGGCUCCUUCUCGACGCGGCUGCCCAGCGCAGACGCGCUGGCGGCGCUCCACCGGCUGCUGAGACUGGGCGAGCGCGAAGGCCACCUGGCGGACGACUAUCGCCUCAUCGCCGAGAACCAGCUGGACCCCGACACCGAGAGUCCGGGCCGCGCGCUCGCCAGCCUCAUGCAGGGCUGGCCGCGUUGGGCGCCACAACUGUGACGUCGUCUGGAGAGGCCGCCUAGUGUCUGAUCGGCCGAGAACCAGCUGGACCUGGAACACCGGAAGUGGGGGUCAUGAGCUCGCUGGUCUCACGUUGGGUUGACCGUGCUGGGUGCCACAGCUCUGACAUCGUAUCAGGUCAAACACUAUGUCACAUUUGGGGGCUGCUUCUCGUGUGAUCAUGGUGAGCCAGCUGGACCUGGAGACUGGGCCGUGUGGCCUUUGGACUCAUGUCUGGAUGGACGCUCUGUGUGCCAUAGCUGUGGCGACAUACGAUGUGGAACACCAUGUGACACCCAGCUGUGGACUGCCAUGUGCUCACCGAGCUGGAUCUGGGUACUAAACAGCCCUGGCAUGUACAUGAUGGCCUCAUUCACAGCUGGUAGUGCCUGGCUCCAAAAGUUAGGUGGUGUGACACUCCGCAGAACACCCAGUGGUGGCCAACCUUGUGAUUGAUGACAGAUAGUCUCGGACAGUGAGGGCCCUGCCAGUACACUCAUUGGUGUCAUAUACAGCUGUGUGUGACGGCUGGAAUGUCUCAUUAAGCCACAUGCUCAGAAAACUGAAGCUUUGAGUCGCUGCAAAUUGAUCUCUGACAGAUACAGCGGGCUGGACAUGGCCGCUUCGCAUGCCUCAACCAAUAUCGUAAAGCAAUUGUGUGAACGUCUCUGUUGCAUCAGCUCAGUGUCGUCAUAGCUCUGUAGACGCCCACUGUUGUCGCCUGCAACAAUUAGCACUUCACAACUGAAAGCUGACAACAGCACUGAGAGCUGUCAGGGAUCCUCUUUCGCCGUCUCCACUGUAGCUAUGUGUGAAAUUAGAAUUAUAUUAAUACCGUCAGCUGCUCACGGUCGUUGAUACAUAUCAACGGGGACAGGUGAAAAUGUAUGCCCCCAUCGGGACUCGAACGCGGGAUCUCCUGCUUACAUGGCAGACGCUCUAUCCAUCUGAGCCACCGAGGGCACAGAGGAUAGCGCGACUGCAGGGGCUAUCUCGCGCACGCCUCCAGCGAUACUCACAUUCUUACCUUGUAUAUCCACACACUACGUCCGUAGUGUCCCACCGCAACACUCUCAUUACUCGUGGAAGACAUGCUUUCCAAGUCUGUUAAGAGUUCGGGGAAUAUGUGUGCAUCCGCACAGAAGAGGAAGGUCAUGGCCGGUAUUGUCAGAACUGUAUAUUUAUAUGGAAAUGGUGCCUGUUCUUUCGGACAUGUCCGAAGGAAGAGACACCACAUCCAUAUAAAUAUUUAUGUAGCUAUGCGUGGUGCCACGUGUGCUAACAUGUGACGUCACACACUGUAUGACACCUUACCGCCUACUAACAGUCUGCUUGUUGAUGAUAUAGAAAACAAUCGCAACGGGUUCAUGUUGGAGUGGCUGUCUGGGUUUGCAGUCAUGAUAUAACGCACCAUAGUGUGUGUCGCGGAUGUGAACUGCUUUUAAAUGCUUUCGAAUAGGCACCCUGUGCCAAGCUGAUCAACUACUGACUGAAGACAAUCGGUUAAUGUGUAUAUCCUGGUAACUGAUUCUUCAUGCAUGAGGUGAACAGUAGAAGAUCAAAAACAUAAAAUACUGUAUUCACGUAUGCCAUGCUUACGUUUUGUGAAAUUCGUUGCCCACAGCUCGUAGGUAAUUGAAAACGUUGCGAUCAUCUGAUAGUCAUCAGAUCAAAUUAAAUGAAAAUCAUCCUGCGAAACUGCCACAUUAGCAAUAUGCAGUACAUAAUCAACAGUAAAAUGCAUUGCUGUAGUUAAUUAAUCUUUGAACGCUGCCAUAAAUAGAUUCUCUCCCUUUGUAUGGAGUGCAGUCUCCGGGGUUGAGAAUGAACAUGUCACGUGAAUCGUACACUGGGCACAAUUUCCGUGUGAGCUUUGAAGGUAUUCCACAGGGCUGCAAGAUAAAGAAAGAAAGUUCUGAGUUUCUUGAUUUGUCGAGAUUAGUGCCACUAAAUAAUAUAAUUUGAAUAAAAGUAGGGAAGGAAAUUGGAGACGACUCAACUGAAGGGACAAUCUCAGAAUCAACUUGGAACAAUUUAGGGAAAACCUAAGUGUAAUCUGACGGGGAUUUGCUACUCGCUGGAAGUCAGUCCACUCUCUUAACGGCUGUGUCGCCACGUCUGGUACUGACAGGUGAGUUCCUACCCAUAAAACACCUCAGGCAACUUUUCUGAGAGACACGAAAUCUCGUCUGGAGUACGAAGAAUGUACUUUCGGUUGUAGCACUAACCUAACACAGUUCAAACUAUGUUUGGGUUUUAUCGUGUCUACAAAGACAUAAUUAUAAAUAGAACUCUACUUUAGGAAGAUAGUGAAAGCCAUCAGCGAGGAUUGUUGGAGAGGCACAAAGAAGGGGGCCCGACUGAAGUCUUGCUCAUCUAUGCGUUAUUCUUCAAAGAAUAAGCAGAAUCAUGAAAGUCUUCGUGCUCUGGAAGGAAAGCAGUAUAUCAGCCAAACAUCUCACGACAGGUAGUGUGGUUUCUUACUCUUUGAGUUUACCAUUGUCGUAAGAGAGAUUGUAUCGAGGAAGUACACAGUAGUUUGGAAUGGGAAACCACAGCAAUUUUCGAAAAUACAUAAUUUUUUUAUAGUAAAGCCAUAUUAUCAUGUCAAAGCCAUAGGGUUUUCUUGUACAUACAUUUUGUUUAGAGGUAGGCCUCUCCCCAGCUAUUGCAGAGGGAUUUUCAGUUUAAUGUGGAUGGUGAACCAUGGCGCAAUUAUCGUUUUUCACAUUAAAGAAAAAAGAAAUUGGACUACCUACAGAUGGAAUAUUUGUACUUGAAGUAUAGGCCUUAUCGAAUGAAAUCUCAUGCUUUUUCCUCAAUAAGCCUUUUAAAAUAUCUAUGAUAAAACUUAGUAUAUGUGUCGCAGUUAUGUAAACGGAGAUCUUUUUCGUUUACCCUAACCGCCGUUUCAUCUGCUCCCUGCGCUCAAAAAAGUUUUGGGAAAUGAGCGGCAAAAGCCCUCUACUUUUUGCCUGCCUUUAACCACGGAAAAUAAAGAUGGAUUACGCUUCAUUUCAAAGCAUAUGAAACGUUUACACUUUUCCUAAAAUGUUAGAAACAGUACUGCUGAAUCUGUAUGGCUCUCAUAUUAUCAUUGUUUCGCUAUGUCGUAUGUUACAUUGAUGGUGGAAAGUCCAUGAGUUGUUGCACAGAAAUGUGAAGAGGCAUUGAGGAGAUGGAAACUACGUAUACUCUUAAAUGAAAGUAUCAGUACCUGUGCUGCGUUAUUUGCACGUAUGCUCUCCUUGAAAGCUGUAAUCUCUUAUGUCAUGUCUUGUUUCGAUAUUAAAUAUUGAUAUUUCAAUGAUAAAUAAAGUAUUUUAUAAAUAAAUGCUGUUCCACAAAAAUCAGUUUUAAACAGCAACAGUUCGCCAAGUGUAAGAAGUAUUAACGUUUCUUAUCUGUAUAACAGUCAAAUACACUCUGUUUUUCACCAGUUGUCCAUUUUAUACACCGCACGAAUUGAACUGUUAAUUUUUAUUCUAUUCGCAAAUUGUAUUCAGAUUCUGCCAUGGCCAUUCAACCAAAAGAACUUUAGUGAAAGCUUACAAUUCGUAUAUUUUACCUAUAUUUGUGUCAAAUAACUGGGCACCUCCGACCAAAUAAUUUAUGUGUCGAUGUCUAAUAACGCUCUGACUGAAGUUUUGCAUGAGUAAAUUGAUAAUAUUUCGCUGCUCUUCCAGUAGACAAGACGUCAAGAAAACUGAACUUUUUAUUUGAAAUGGAAUUUUCUCAUGUAAAUAGUUACCAAAUCAAGGGGAUCCAGUGAUCGUCUAAGUUAUCGGCUUGAUGUUUCAUUCAGGAAAAUAAUAGGAUUUAUAAUUAUUGAAAGAAGUGUAGAUACUUGCAGCAGGGAGGCACUGUCCUGUUCUUGAAGGGGCUUACUGCUGCAUGACCCAUACAAGUAGCUUGUUACCAAUAUGUUCUGUUAGACGUAUUCUGCUAUUGAUUAGAUCUUCUUGGGUACACUAAAUAUUUGGAAUUCACAGAGGAGAAGUAAGCUGUGUACAGCCUCCAUAUGGUUAUACUUUCUGCGUGCUGGAAAUGUACUGUGAAGCGUAUUCACUGUGGAAUGUGGAAAUCUUCGGUAAUCGUUCUUAUUUGUGUCGUACGAAACCUAACGACCUCCAAACAGUACAUAAUAUUGACCAUCUCUGCAUAUCUGGUGCAAAUGCAAAAACUUCAGCAACCCCACUUGUCUGGUGAAGGCCUCGAUCUUGUUUAGAAGAAAAAUGAUGAUGUUACCGCCAGAAGGUUUCUUAAUGAUUGUCAGUUCACAAUCGUGAAAUUUACUUCCACCGAAAUGAAAAUACUACACUGGCGUAAAUAAAUGGGAGAUCAAACGUAAUAUUACGUACAAUGUAAAAAAAUAGGCUUUUUAUUGACUCAGACAUCAUAUGUAAGAGAACAUAAGUUCAGAUACAGUAUCAUCAUCGUCAGCAUUUUGAGCAGCAGGAGCAUGAUGAAGGUCAUAAUUAUCUUUUUUUGUUUGAUUUGGCCUCCAGAGUUUAUAUUAUACUUACUCAUCGAUGACAAAUGUUUACACGAAAUACCUAAUAGCGUAUUUAACGGAACUGAAAGCAAAUUUUUUCCCACAACGUAUUAUCAGUAAAUGGUAUAAUAA
Schistocerca gregaria is the source of this 5628-nucleotide messenger RNA. RefSeq names its product peptidoglycan recognition protein-like. NCBI's taxonomy places the organism in Eukaryota, Metazoa, Arthropoda, Insecta, Orthoptera, Acrididae. The transcript has 3 exons. Gene Ontology annotation, molecular function: zinc ion binding; N-acetylmuramoyl-L-alanine amidase activity. Gene Ontology annotation, biological process: peptidoglycan catabolic process. The coding region runs from base 66 to 1001 and encodes 311 amino acids. The record is from RefSeq and is a predicted model, not a curated record.